This is a messenger RNA of Phialemonium atrogriseum, 5318 nucleotides long. Its product is annotated as sulphite reductase hemo protein, beta subunit. The record is from RefSeq and is a predicted model, not a curated record. Lineage: Eukaryota; Fungi; Ascomycota; Sordariomycetes; Cephalothecales; Cephalothecaceae. Gene Ontology annotation, biological process: amino acid biosynthetic process; sulfate assimilation. Bases 463 to 5127 code for a protein of 1554 amino acids. Gene Ontology annotation, cellular component: sulfite reductase complex (NADPH). The transcript has 3 exons. Gene Ontology annotation, molecular function: 4 iron, 4 sulfur cluster binding; FMN binding; heme binding.
UGUGCAGUGUCAUCAUGAUGACGCCUGUACGUCUGUAGAGCAACAAGAUGCAAAGUAUCCGUCCCAAGAGUUAUGUAACUGGUGAUUCUAUCUUCUCAGACCAUAAAGACAAGCCGCCAAGAAAGCGACUUGGAAUGGCGACACUGGCCCGGGCCAGCACGGGCUUUGACAAACUGUACGGGGCGACUGGCAGCAGACAUUGGGGCCUUUGGAUUGGCAUCGAUGACAAAACCAACCAGGUCUUGAAUUGCAACCGUUAUCAUUCGCCGGGACAGCCAUUGGGGCUCAACAGCGCUGACACUAGCACCGAUCACGCAAUCGACCCCCAUCGCAGAGAAAAUUAAUUGCGCCAGCGGGGCGGCCAUUGAUGAUGGAGCUUGGAGACUUGCCAUCCGGGACUAGAAGAAUUUAACCCCAAGAGGCGGGCCCUUUCACCUUUAUAAGUUCCUGAGAGAAAGAAACAUGUCAUUUCUCCUCCGACCCUUCAGUACCGCCAGGGACGACGAAGCUGCAGACAUGGCAGACAACACUGUUAUUCAGGUCCACAGCCCUGAGGAAGCUGUUGCGAGGAUCGCCUACCUCGCCAGCGAUGUAAUUGUAUCUGUGCAGCCCUCACUCGCAACCGACUCGGGCUUCUCAGAGCACCUGAAGAGAUAUUCGGCUCGGAAAGAUAAGAGUCUCGUGGCGAAGAGCCCCGAUACAGUUCCCGAGAUCCAGUCCGUCAGGCACAAUGCCGACCCUCUACUCUCCGUCUUCACACCCAUCCGCUCUGGCCGGCUAGUGUCCGUCACCACCAGCUCCGCCAUCCUCCUACCCUCCAUUGCCCACCUCUACAAGCUCGCCAACUACCCUGUCGUCAUCCAUGUCGCACUCCACCCGGCCAGCUACGCCGAUUACUCGGCCAUCACCUCCAUCCGGAACUCGGGCUGGACCUUCCUGCAAUCCGAGUCUGUCCAGGAGGCCCAGGACAUCGCAUUGACUGCCCAUGCUCUCGCCAUCCGCUCGGGCAAGGGCGUAAUCCACUUCUUCAACCCAGGAUCCAGCGCCCAGGCCGGUCCAAUUGGGCCCGAGGAUUCCGACGUCGUUCGGGAGGUGUUGAAUCUGGACAAUGCUCGGCAAUUCCAGUCUUCCUCGAUCUCCAGCUCCGGGAUCUACGCCGACGAUGGCCGUGUUGCGAUAGUUACCGAGCAGACGGAACCCUUAACGACAGGCACCCCGGCAACUCAGGCCAGCAGCUCGCGAGGCGGCGAGGACGACACUUCGGAAUCUAAGACGGAGUCCACUCGUCCCUCCACAAGGACUAGUCGGCAGCACAGUAUCUCUAGCAUCCCACCGAGCGUAUCCUCAGCAACAACUGUCGACCAAGCCCCACCGGCCGUCAGCUCGGAAGACAUCUACAAGUAUGCUGUCUCCAUUUGGACGCAGCUUGAGAGCCUCGUCGGCAGGCGGUACAGCCCCUUCGAGUGGACGGGAUCGUCGAAAGCCGAGAACGCGCUCUUCGUCUUCGGUUCGGAUACCGCUCUCUUCUCCCAGGCCAUUGACCACGCCCAGGCCGACGACGUCUUUGCCAAUGCCGGAAUCAUCACCGCCCGCCUCUACAGACCAUGGCUGGGCGCAAAGCUUCUGGCGGUUAUCCCGCGCUCCGUUAAGCGGAUAGCUGUUCUCGAGCAGGUUUCCAGGAAGACCACCAAGUGGGGUCCGUUGCUCAUUGAUGUCUUGACUUCGGUGAAGAGCAGCCCCGGAGGCGUGCAGACCAUCGUAGGCCAUCAAGUCGGCUAUAUUUCGCAGAGGACUAUCGAGCAGGCGCUUCGUGGCAUCUUCCAGAAUCUCACUUCCGCCCAGCCGAUUCAGAACCUCGAGGUCGGCGAGCGAGAAGGGCCCCAGAAGGAGGCUGAGCCCGCCCUCGAGAAGCCCAAGCUAGAGAAUGCCUACACUAAGAUCCUCGACCAACUCUUCGGUAACCGGGUCUACGUUGCCAACUCGUUGGACUCGGACAACGCUGGCGUCUCAGACACCAUCUCCGCUAGUCCCGAGUUUGGCUUUGGAUCCCUGCUGGCAAGAAAGGAGCGGAGGCAAACCUUUGUCACAGACCUGAAGAAGGCUGCCACUUCAGACGCGUUCCUGACGCCGGCUCCGAAGCGUGCCAUUGCCCAGUGGCUGGUCAGCGCCGACGCUGGCAACAAGAUCGACGCCGCUGCCGACGACUUGGAAUCCCAGCUGAACAUCGACAACUCCACCGCAGCGCGGAAAAUCCUUGCCUACAAGCAGUUCCUCCGGAAGCAGUCGCUCUGGCUCGUCGGGUCUGAUGCUUGGUCCUACGAUCUCGGCAAUUCUGGUGUUCACCAUGUCCUGGCCUCUGGAGAGAACGUCAACAUGCUCAUUAUCGAUUCCACCCCUUACUCUGAGCGUGCCGCCGCCGACGCGAACCGAAGGAAGAAGGAUAUUGGCUUGUACGCCAUGAACUUCGGCAACGCCUAUGUCGCCUCCACUGCCGUCUACAGCUCCUACACCCAGGUGCUCCAGGCCAUGGAUGAGGCGGACAAGUUCAACGGCCCCUCCAUCGUCCUUGCCUACCUGCCAUAUUUCGGUGAACACGACUCUCCCCUGACCGUCCUCCAGGAGACCAAGAAGGCCGUCGACCUGGGUUACUGGCCCCUGUACCGGUGGAACCCGGACAACGAGAAGAAUGGCGAGCCCAACUUCUCGCUCGAUUCUGAAAGGAUCAAGAAGGAGCUGAAGGAGUUCCUUGCGAGGGACAACCAGCUCACGCAGCUGAUGCGGAAAGAGCCUCUCUUCGCCGCCAGCCUCUCGCAGGACUUUGGCACUGAGAUCCGCGCUCAGCAGAAGAGGAAGGCGAAGGACGCCUACAACCAGCUUCUCGAGGGCCUGUUCGGCGCGUCGCUCACCAUCCUGUUUGCCUCGGACAACGGCAACGGCCAGUCCCUGGCCAAGAGGUUAGGAACCAGGGGCAGGGCAAGAGGGCUCAAGACGGUGGUCAUGGAUAUGGAGGAUUAUCCCGUCGAGGACCUGCCGACCGAAGAGAACAUCGUCUUUUUCACCUCUACUGCCGGCCAGGGUGAGUUCCCGCAGAACGGCCGGGCCUUCUGGGAUGCGGUCAAGGAUAGCACGGAGCUCGACCUGGCGUCUGUCCACUACUCUGUCUUCGCGCUCGGAGACAGCCACUACUGGCCCCGCAAGGAGGACAAGAUCUACUACAACAAGCCUGGCAAGGAUCUGGACCGAGUUCUCGCAAAUUUCGGCGCCACGAGACUGGCGGAUAUCGGCCUCGGCGACGAUCAGGAUCCGGAUGGCUUCCAGACUGGCUACCAGGAGUGGGAGCCGAAGCUCUGGGAGGCCCUUGGCGUGGCAAAUGUCGAGGGGCUUCCGGACGAACCCCCGCCGAUCACAAACGAGGAUAUCAAGAUUGAGUCCAACUACCUGCGUGGCACGAUUGUCGAGGGCUUGAACGACCCGACCACCGGCGCCAUCUCCGCGAGCGACCAGCAGUUGACCAAGUUCCACGGCACCUACAUGCAGGACGAUCGGGAUCUCAGAGAAGAGCGCAAGGCCCAGGGUCUCGAGCCGGCGUACAGCUUCAUGAUCCGCUGCAGGUUGCCAAGUGGUGUUUCCACCCCGAAGCAAUGGAUCCAGAUGGACGACAUCAGCAAUGAGCUCGGAAACGAGACCAUGAAGCUGACCACGCGCCAGACCUUCCAGUUCCACGGAGUCGUCAAGGGCAAGCUCAAGCCCGCCAUGCAGGCCAUCAACAGGGCCCUCAUGACGACCAUUGCCGCCUGCGGAGACGUGAACCGGAACGUCAUGUGCAGCUCGCUGCCCCUGAAGGCCCAGCUUCACAAGGAGGUGCACGCGUGCUCCAAGAGGAUCAGCGACCACCUGCUGCCGGCGACUACGGCGUACCACGAGAUCUGGCUCACGGACGACGACAACAAGAAGACGCAGAUUGCCGGCGACGCCGUUCAGGACUUUGAGCCGCUGUACGGACCGACGUAUCUCCCGCGCAAGUUCAAGAUCACCAUCGCCGUGCCGCCCUACAACGACACGGACGUGUACGCGCACGACAUCGGCCUGAUCGCCAUCGUGGGCGAGGACGGCCACCUGACCGGGUUCAACCUCCUGGCCGGCGGCGGCAUGGGCGCCACGCACAACAACAAGAAGACGUACCCGCAGACGGGCCGGAUGCUGGGCUACGUCAAGGUCGAGGACGUGCACAUUGCGUGCGAGAAGGUGAUGCUGGUGCAGCGCGACCACGGCGACCGCAAGAACCGCAAGCACGCGCGGCUCAAGUACACGAUCGACGACCUCGGGGUGGACGUGUUCCGGUCCAAGGUGGAGGAGAUCUGGGGCCAGGAGUUCCAGCCGGCGCGGGCGUUCCACUUUGAGAGCAACGUCGACUCGUUCGGCUGGCUGCGCGACGAUGCGGGCCUGAACCACUUCACCUUCUUCAUCGAGAACGGCCGCAUCGAAGACACGGCCGAGUUCAAGAUGAAGACGGGCCUGCGCGAGAUCGCAAAGGUGCACAAGGGCGAGUUCCGCCUGACGGGCAACCAGCACCUGAUCCUCAGCAAUGUGGCCGACGCCGACGUUCCUAAGAUGAAGGAGCUGAUGGCCCGGUACAAGCUGGACAACCUGCAGUUCUCGGGCCUGCGGCUCAGCUCGUCGGCGUGCGUGGCCUUCCCGACGUGCGGCCUCGCCAUGGCGGAGAGCGAGCGGUACCUCCCCGUGCUGAUCUCCAAGCUGGAGGCCUGCCUGGAGGAGAACGGGCUGCGGCAGGACAGCAUCGUGAUGCGCAUGACGGGGUGCCCCAACGGGUGCGCGCGGCCGUGGCUCGCUGAGGUGGCAUUCGUCGGCAAGGCCUACGGCGCAUACAACAUGUACCUCGGCGGCGGGUACCACGGCCAGCGGCUCAACAAGCUGUACCGCAGCAGCAUCAAGGAGGACGAGAUCCUCGAAAUCAUGAAGGACCUGCUCAAGCGGUUCGCCGCCGAGAGGAACGAGGGCGAGCACUUUGGCGACUGGACCAUCCGCGCCGGCGUCAUCAACGCGACGAGGGAGGGCAGGGAUUUCCACGAGGGCGUUGCCGAAGAGGACGAGUCCGACGAGGAGUAAGCGAAGUGGGUAAAAUUGGGACGAGCAGUGUAGAUAAAAACCCCCGUGUAACCAAAACCCAAACCGCAUGCAUUAAUCCGGGCGUCGAAUCUCCUAUUUGUUUUGCAUCUUCUUUUUGGUCAUUAUUCCUACAUAGUAUACUACACUACAGACUAGUGCAUACAUAGCAUCAAUUCAGCGACAUAUCCGUA